CGCUCUCUCUCUGUCCGCGCGCGAGCGCGGCGCGCCGCCGAACAUGGCCGAGAAGCAGAAGCACGACGGGCGGGUGAAGAUCGGUCACUACGUGCUGGGGGACACGCUGGGCGUGGGCACCUUCGGCAAAGUGAAGAUUGGUGAACAUCAAUUGACAGGCCAUAAAGUGGCAGUUAAAAUCUUAAAUAGACAGAAGAUCCGCAGCUUAGAUGUUGUUGGAAAAAUAAAACGAGAAAUUCAAAACCUUAAACUCUUUCGUCAUCCUCAUAUUAUCAAACUGUAUCAGGUGAUCAGCACUCCCACGGACUUUUUCAUGGUGAUGGAGUACGUGUCCGGAGGUGAACUCUUUGACUACAUCUGCAAACAUGGACGGGUUGAAGAGACGGAAGCCAGGAGGCUUUUCCAACAGAUUCUGUCAGCUGUGGAUUAUUGUCACAGGCACAUGGUUGUUCAUCGGGACCUGAAGCCGGAGAAUGUAUUGCUGGAUGCCCACAUGAAUGCGAAGAUAGCUGACUUUGGCCUGUCUAACAUGAUGUCAGAUGGUGAAUUCCUACGAACCAGCUGUGGCUCUCCAAACUACGCAGCACCCGAAGUCAUUUCAGGAAGGCUGUACGCCGGGCCCGAGGUGGACAUCUGGAGCUGCGGCGUGAUCCUGUACGCGCUGCUGUGUGGCACCCUGCCCUUCGACGACGAGCACGUGCCCACCCUGUUCAAGAAGAUCCGCGGGGGCGUCUUCUACAUCCCCGAGUGCCUCCACCGCUCCGUGGCCACGCUGCUCAUGCACAUGCUGCAGGUCGAUCCUCUGAAGCGAGCGACCAUCAAAGACAUCAGAGAGCAUGAAUGGUUCAAACAAGAUUUACCUACUUACCUCUUUCCUGAAGACCCUUCCUACGAUGCCAGUGUCAUCGAUGACGAGGCCGUGAGGGAGGUCUGUGAGAAGUUUGAGUGUACGGAGGCCGAGGUGAUGACCAGUUUGUACAGCGACGACCCUCAAGACCAGCUGGCCGUGGCGUACCACCUGGUCAUCGACAACCGCAGGAUCAUGAACCAGGCCAGUGAGUUCUACCUCGCCUCCAGCCCUCCGACCGGCUCCUUCAUGGACGACAGCGCCAUGCACAUUCCCCCGGGCCUGAAGCCGCACCCGGAGCGGAUGCCGCCGCUCAUCGCUGACAGCCCCAAAGCGCGCUGUCCUCUGGACGCCCUGAACACGACGAAGCCCAAGUCCUUAGCCGUGAAGAAAGCCAAGUGGCACCUGGGCAUCCGGAGCCAGAGCAAACCCUACGACAUCAUGGCCGAGGUGUACCGAGCUAUGAAGCAGCUGGACUUCGAGUGGAAGGUAGUGAACGCAUACCACCUUCGAGUCAGAAGGAAAAACCCAGUGACCGGCAAUUAUGUGAAGAUGAGCUUGCAGCUUUACCUGGUCGACAGUAGGAGCUACCUUUUGGACUUCAAAAGCAUCGAUGAUGAGGUGGCGGAGCAGAGGUCCGGCUCUUCCACCCCUCAGCGCUCCUGCUCGGCCGCUGGCUUACACCGGCCAAGGUCAAGUUUCGAUUCAGCAACUGCUGAGAGCCAGUCCCUUUCCAGCUCCCUCACUGGCUCCGUGACGGGAAGCACCCAGUCUCCGGUCUCCCCUCGCCUGGGCAGCCACACCAUGGAUUUUUUUGAAAUGUGCGCCAGUCUGAUCACUACUUUAGCCCGUUGAUAAUCCUGCCACUGGUUUCUGUCUCUCUGUGUUUACUCACUGUGAAAAAAAAAAAAAUCAGAUAUCCUAUUUAAAUUAUUAUUUCACUUCUGGAGAUCAUAGAGUUUGCAAUCCCAGUAGACAUGACUAUUGCUAGGGGACGUGCUGUGUUACUGAAGUUACCGCGUACACAAAGGGUCGCUGUUGUCUCUGCGUUGAGAACUCUGUGAUUGUGCUGUGUCUGCGACGCCGUGACAAAGGGGGAGCAUGAAUGGGGCCCAUGGUCCCCACCUGUGAGCUAAAGGGACCUCCUCUGCUGCCCCACGGAGGGUACGCAAGUCCACUUGGCCCCCUGAACGUCAGCGGGCUUUAAGCUCUCUAAGUUUCCAGGCUUCUUGCCCAAGAAGAUUGAGAAAUAAAAUCCCCAUUAGUAAAAAGAUGAUUUAAAUGUUGAAAUCUCAAGAGCUUGUUCCCUAAAUAUCAGAAGCGGAGUUCCCGCAACAGCUAACUGCAGUUACUGCCCAGUGAAACCCCAGGAGGGCUGUGGCUCCGUAACCAGUCCCCAGUCUCCAGGUUCUUAAAAAUAGCUCUCUCUACCUCUCAGGGUAAGGUCUUGAGAUGCGCCUGAGUCAUCACGUAUGUCCUAAGAGCCUUCAGGGCUUGAUACUGAAAUGCCUGCGAUGGCAGCAGCAUCUGUCUUCCCUACCAGCUUAUAUGAUUAUAAAAAUAUGUCCUUGUAGCUUCCCGUUCUCAAAUUAUUUGUGACACUGUUUAUCAUCUUUUUUUUUUUUUUUUCCCGAGGUAGGGUCUCGCUCUAGCCCAGGCUGACCUGGAAUUCUCUAUGUAGUCUCAGGGUGGCCUCGAACUCACGGCGAUCCUACUACCUCUGCCUCCCGAGUGCUGGGAUUAAAGGCGUGCGCCACCACGCCCGGCUCUGUUUAUCAUCUUUUUACCAAGAAUGGUCAGAGGGUAGGCAGAGCGGGAGAUACAGCUCAGUGGCAGCGUGUUCACGUAACACGUGGAAGACCCCAGGUGUAAUCCCGCCACCACCCAAACACACACACACACACACACACACACACACACACACACAAUAGCUAGUUCAACGAAACAAGGCAGAACAAACUCUUCUCCUUUCCUUUCCUCGUGUGUCUCUGGGGUGUGGUGGCUCAGGGGAGGAGCAGGCGGCCGGAUGCUGUGUGUCAGCGUGGCUCCCAUCAUUCCUUCACCCAGGUCACUGUUGUCUCCCCUUCACUUGUGACCCACGUAGCCCUGGAACCCUCUGCGGCUCCCUUUCUUGAUUGACAGCCACUCAGUUCAAAGACCCUGUUUUGUGCACUUCCAAUUUUGAUAUGCCGUGACCUUCACCGUCAAACCCGGCAAGGCAGGGAAGCCUUAAAUGCUUUCAAAAGUUCUCUCUUGGGAUAAAGAUAUGUGUUGCUUAAAUAUGUGCAUACGUGUUGACACACCAGUGCUUUGAAUCAAAAACCAAAUUUUUGUGUGUGCAAUCUUUUUUAAAAGAUUUAAGAUUUUUGUUUGUUUUUUUUUUAAAGAAGAAAAGCCUAUUGCAGAGUGUAUAGUAGCUCGUUGAUUAUAGUUUGUCUUAGUAAAAAUAUUUUUAAAUUAUUUAUAAUUUAUUGAAUCCCCAUUUAUUGUAUUUAUGUUGUAAUUAACAAAAUCAUUGGUCAGACUUACCCUGGAAAAUGUAAGCUCUUGCAAACACAAAUGACAUUACCUUGACAAGUGUCUGUUUGCCAAAUGUAUUUUCUACCAAGAAGCAAAUGAGAAAGUUCAACCAAGUUUCUCCUGUUUUUAUAGAAGACAGGUAUGUCUACCUUUACAUAUUCUUUUGAAUCACGAGCAUGCACUGUAUAAGAUUAUAAAUCUUUUUUUUUUUAUGCUGUUUAAUACUUGUAAAUCCAGGUUAAAAUCAUCAGUGGAAAAGAAUGGGUUUACAGUGUCAGAUAGUUUAAGGUUUAACCUUUGCAAGACUGCCAUCUUGUGGCAUGAGGGGGUAAUUUUUAGUAAUUAUUUUAACAAGGAUGAAUAAUCCUGUUUACUAAAUCCAAUGUGCUAUGGACUCGGCCUAAUUUUGGCUUCUCCAAAUGUGUACAUACCUCUUUGUUUGGAAAGAACAAAGCCACCUCAUAUUUGCCUAAUUACAAGUUGGCACAGCCUCAAAAUAAGGAACUGAAUGGAUUCUUCCCAUGACAAAACUCUGCCACAGUUUUGAAGGUAGAAAGGACUCCUGAACAUCUCUUUAGUAAAUCCGAUAUUAAAAACCAGGUCAUAGCAAACCAA
Molecule: messenger RNA, 3982 nt
Organism: Jaculus jaculus (lesser Egyptian jerboa)
Lineage: Eukaryota; Metazoa; Chordata; Mammalia; Rodentia; Dipodidae
Gene: Prkaa2
Product: protein kinase AMP-activated catalytic subunit alpha 2
Exons: 9
Coding region: 44-1702 (552 amino acids)
Biological process (GO): protein phosphorylation; intracellular signal transduction
Cellular component (GO): cytoplasm
Molecular function (GO): AMP-activated protein kinase activity; ATP binding
Source: RefSeq, a predicted model, not a curated record